Aureobasidium uvarum is the source of this 567-nucleotide messenger RNA. The record is from the annotation of a GenBank genome assembly. NCBI's taxonomy places the organism in Eukaryota, Fungi, Ascomycota, Dothideomycetes, Dothideales, Saccotheciaceae.
AUGCACAUCAAGUCAAUCCACUCCGAGGACAACCAAGGAAACGGCAUAACCGGAACCACUCGUUCGCACAUCAUCUCACGCUUCCACAAGGCUGCUCGUUUCGCCCAGAACCUGACCGAUAUCCUGAAAGACUACCAAGCUUCAAAGACAACCCACCAGGAUCUGCUCGAGGCUGAAGCCUACCGCGCCUCUCUUUCCGGAGCCGAACACUUCGAGAAGCAGUCCGAGGGUCGCGUCAACACGGAGAAUCCCUCGAGAUGGGAUUUGUGCCUGCGCGAGUAUUCUACUGCCCGUAUCAUCUAUGCAACCCUGUUUGCUCAAGGGAACAAGGACCUCUUCCGUGAGAUCCUCGCCAGCGCCGUCGAUCCUGCCAUCCGUUAUGCUGCCUAUCAAGCCCGCCUUCCUCGUUCAAUUCCCGUAUCUACUGUCGCUCUGCGCUACUUCCCCAAGGAUGACUCUACUCUGGUCGACCUGUUACAACAGCUCGACUCCAACGCCCUCAGCGAGACCACUACGGAAAUCAGUACGUCAAGCAAGCCAUCUAGUCUUGUGCACCAGAGUCACUAA